CAAAUUAUGACAAAUAAACUUUUAAAAGUUUUUCUUUUCACAAUACUUUUUACGUCAGUAGUAUUAAACGGAACAGCCAUUUACAUUCUCCUGUUUAAAGUGAAAAAGAAAGAAAUAACACACUUGUUUAUUACUAGCAUCUCGCUAGUAAACUUGCUGGAGUCAUUGGUUGAAUUUAUUCCUUUAUUACUAUUGGUAUAUUCUGACGCUUCUUUAAUAGAAAGAACUUCAUUGUGUAUUGCAAGCAGUUUUGUAGUUUUUGGGUUUGCUAUGUCAAGUAUAACUCAACAGUCAAUGCUUUCUUUAAUCAAAAUAAUCGUUAUAAAAUACCCAAUUUUUUAUCACAAAACCUUCAAGAAGAUGUGGAUUAAGGCAGCUUUAAUAACAAUUUGUUAUUUGUACGGUUUUUGCUGGGCAACGUUUCCUUUAAUUGGUUGGUCAAAAUAUCAACUAGAUAUUGAUAAAAUGAGAUGUUCAUUAGAUUGGAAUUUGACACACCCAGGCUCAUUUUUUUACUUUUUAACGAUUACAAUAUUUUGUUAUUUAUUACCUGUAAUAGUCAUAUCGUCUACGUUUUACACCGGCAAUAAAAUUAUUUAUGGAAGAAAAGUAUCAAUAGCACGUCAAAAUAAAAACAACCAAUAUAUUAAUAUAUUAGAAAAAGAUUAUUUAAAAGUAAGCUUUUUAUCAGUAACAACAUUUUUGAUCAUUUGGACACCCUAUUUAGUAACUGGAAUUUUAGCAACAUUGAAGAUUGUUAUUCCAAAACAAUUGGUGACAACUGCAGCAAUGUUUUCAAAACUAUCCACAAUUACAAAUACUCUUAUUAAUUGUUUUAUUAUUAAAUCAUUUAGAAACCAUAUUCUCGACUUAAAAAUAGUUCAAUGUAUUCGAAAUAAAAAAAAUGCCGCUAAAAUAAAACCUCAACCCUACUAUAUUAAUUGCAAUUAUUUGCGUCAAACAUAAUAACGACAUACUUACCAAUUUGUAUAUUUACUUUUUAGAAGGAAAAGA
Messenger RNA from Hydra vulgaris (swiftwater hydra), 1014 nucleotides. RefSeq names its product opsin-3. NCBI's taxonomy places the organism in Eukaryota, Metazoa, Cnidaria, Hydrozoa, Anthoathecata, Hydridae. Gene Ontology annotation, biological process: G protein-coupled receptor signaling pathway. Gene Ontology annotation, cellular component: membrane. The record is from RefSeq and is a predicted model, not a curated record. Gene Ontology annotation, molecular function: G protein-coupled receptor activity.